AGUGACUCAAAAACCCGUUUAAAUUUUUCGAAGCCCAAAAUUUUCUUUCCAAAAUACCCUUCGUCGGCACACCUACUGACUGACUCACAUGUCACGUUCCUCCACCGCUUCGCCUACGCUCUCCACCACCACCUCCCCCAACCAUUCCCCUUCUCUCCAUCUCCCCACCGCUUCGAUGUCUGACGACGAGAACGGCGGAGCGCCUCUAUCUCAUCCCCUGCCAGUCACUACAAAAACAGAGUCUUUAUCGGAGACUCCGAAAUCGGAGGGUUACACUUCGACCCGGACCCCGACGUUUCCCGUCAGGGAGGAUUGCUGGUCGGAAGAGGCGACUCGGACGCUGAUUGAGGCCUGGGGGUCCCACUUCCUGGAGCUAAACCGUGGGAAUCUCCGGCAGAAGCACUGGCAGGAGGUUGCCGACGCCGUCAACGCCCUCCACGCCCACACCAAGAAGCUCCACCGCACCGACGUCCAGUGCAAGAAUCGCGUCGACACCGUCAAGAAGAAGUACAAGAUCGAGAAGACUAAGGUCGUUCAAUCUAACGGCCGAUACGCCUCCACGUGGCCUCACUUCGACAGCCUCGACUCCCUCAUCGGUGAUACCUUCUCGAAGGCUAAUAGUGUCCCUAGCAAUGGCCAUAAGAAAAACCUCCGUCGAAGAGUUUCUCUAUCGCCGGAAGUUUCUACCUCGCCGCCGCCGGCGAAUAAAAAGAUGACCCACUACCGGAAAAGAUCGCCGGAGUCGAUUACUCAUCUACCCAAGGUCCCAUGGUCGGUGCCGGUGGGCCCAAGGUCAAAGCGGCCCGGGAAUGGGAAUUUGACAGAGAGGAAUUUCUCUGUGAUGGCCGCAGCUGCAGCAGCAGUUGAGGCCAAAGAAGGGGAGGAAGAGGAAGAUGAAGAGGAUGAGGAUGAAACAUGGCUGAGGCAGCUGCCGGUUGUGGAGAGGAAAAAGCGGAGGUUGGUUGAGGAGGGGGACGGGUCGGUAGGCGAUGGUUAUAGGAGGUUAGCCAAGGCAUUAUCGAGGCUAGGGGAUAUAUACGAGAAAGUGGAGUCGGCCAAGCAGAGGCAGAUGGUGGAGUUGGAGAAGCAAAGAAUGCAGUUUGUCAAGGAUUUGGAGAUUCAGAGAAUGAAACUUUUCAUGGAUUCCCAGGUUCAGGUUGAGAAACUGAAGCGCAUGAAGAACCAUUCACGAAAUAGUACAGUCUGACAAUCCCCGACUGAUCAUUUUGGAAAUUACCAGUAGAUUUCAGUUAGCUUGGAAUAUACAUGCAGUUCUUGGUAAUUUAGAUUAUUACCGUAGAUACUUCGGCUUGAAGCUUGGUUGCUCUAGUGCCAUAUAUCUUGGGAUGAACAUGUUGCCUAGUGUAGUUUCUCUCUAUCUGGCUUUCUUGAGACAACUAAUCAUUAAUUUAAUAAUUUGUAAUUUGUAAAUCUUGGUUUAUACUUUUUGUUCCAACCUUCAUCCAUUCUCUUGGUUUUCUUCUUUGAACUGGAGCUCAUUAAGAAUAGAAAGUGAUCCUUCAUGGAACUCCACCCUUUUAAUG
Molecule: messenger RNA, 1544 nt
Organism: Olea europaea var. sylvestris
Lineage: Eukaryota; Viridiplantae; Streptophyta; Magnoliopsida; Lamiales; Oleaceae
Product: trihelix transcription factor ASIL2-like
Exons: 2
Coding region: 89-1207 (372 amino acids)
Cellular component (GO): nucleus
Molecular function (GO): transcription cis-regulatory region binding
Source: RefSeq, a predicted model, not a curated record